AUGAUUAAUACGCUAUCCAAAUUCUCCCGGCUGGGCCACCUUGUUGCGGUGCUGGGGAUCUGCUGCGGAGACGCCGUCAAGUCCAUCAGCUCCAAGGCAGCCAAGAGCGUCCACCUCCUCCUGGCGAUCGUGCUUGGCCAGAAAAUUGCGAGGCUGGAUGAGAAGAACGUCCACACGGAAGCCAUCAAGCGCAAGCACAAGGAGUUCUUGGAAUCUUGGAAUCCGGCCGUGUUUCUCAAAAACCCCUCCAGAGUUGCAGAGGUCUUUGGCGUCUACUUCAGCCCGAGAGAGAAGACCGACUUCAUCCUGACCGCUUUGGACGGCUUGACGGUGCAGUGCACCACCCAUUGCUGCGCCACCACAGAGGGGCUCCUUGCCAGCAUGGCGAGGCACUGCGGCGCCGAGAUAGAGAAGGUCUCGGACAUUGUGGACGGGAUCUGCAGCCGCCUGGACCUGAUCCACCAGCCCAGCGCAAGGAGGCUCGUGAUGAAGCUGGUGGGCUUGCUGGCAGGCAGGACCGAGCACUUGGACACGGUCAUCUCCAGCCUCCUGGAGCAUUCCUUCCCACCAGACAGCAAUUCGUCCGAGUUGUGGCAGUCCCUCUCUACCGAGGAAGUCGUGGAGGAGCAGCUGAUGGAGAAUUUGCUGGCCAGGCUGCAGGACCACCACAGCACUGAGCUGCAGACCUCCGCUGCCUCUAUUGCCAUCACUCAGGCUCUCUACGAAGUAAUCUCAGUGCCUGAAUCUAAAGACACCAUCCAGAGACUUUAUCCAGACCUUCUGACUGCUCUGCUCAUCGAACUCUACUUCAGCAACCAGGCCGAAGCUCUGCCGGAUAUGAAUUUCCUCCGGAAGCAAUGUGGUCGUGGGGAAAACCUCGCGAGCUUUUCAGUGGAGGCCCUCAAGUUGCUCCUGAUUCGCACUGGCUGCCGCUACGAGGUCACGUUCAUGGAGAGGUCGCGGGGCUGGAGCAUGCUGCAGAGUGCCAGGGAAGUGCUCCAGGGGGCCACGCUGCUGGCAAGGUGAGGGCCCUGCUGUUCCACCAACUUCGCCUCUGGCCAAGGAGAGGCACCCGCCAGCACCCAGGCUGCCACGCUGGCUCUGCCGUUUUGAAAACCAUCACAGCUCUUCUCCAAGGGAGCCAAGG
This is a messenger RNA of Podarcis muralis (Common wall lizard), 1147 nucleotides long. Lineage: Eukaryota; Metazoa; Chordata; Lepidosauria; Squamata; Lacertidae. The record is from RefSeq and is a predicted model, not a curated record.